This is a messenger RNA of Nelumbo nucifera (sacred lotus), 315 nucleotides long. The record is from RefSeq and is a predicted model, not a curated record. Lineage: Eukaryota; Viridiplantae; Streptophyta; Magnoliopsida; Proteales; Nelumbonaceae.
AUGGGGGCAAAAUACAAGGCAACAUCAUUGUUGGUUCUCUUCGCUAUGGGAUUAGUUGUGGCUUUUGAAGAAUCUCUGAAGCUCGAGACUAUAAUUGGUAUCGAUCUCGGGAUGACUUAUUCCUAUGUUGGUGUCUACCAGAAUGGACACGUUGAGAUUAUAGUGAACGAUCAAGGAAAUCGGAUCACCCCCUCAUGGGUUGCAUUUACAGACACUGAGCGUCUCAUUGGGGAGGCGGCCAAGAAUCAAGCGUCUCUCAAUGCCGAACAGACCAUCACCAUCUUUGGUGUUAAGAGACUUAUUGGGAGAAAGUAA